GGUGCGGUGCAGUCUCUGUCAGUGUAGACCUCUGUUUCUCCCAUCGGAAAUUAUACUCUACAAACAACAAUAAUAAAAAAUACUAAUAAUAAGAGAAGCUAAAACAAUUUUGUUUUCAAAUUUCAAAACCCCAAAAAAUACCCUCCAAAACCCUCCGCUCUUCUUCUCUACUCUACAUUUACAGAUCCAAACAUGUCGUCUAACAAUCCGACCAAAAUCAUUCGGAGCCCUGAAAAACAGGAAUCCAGAUUCGAAGAAGAAGAGGAGGAGGUGGAGAAAUUGGAAAAGCUGGAGGCAGAAGUGAAGCAAAUGGCAAAGAAGAUUCUGGAAUACAGAACCACUUUACCGGAUCAACUCAAAACUACUGUCGCUUCGCUUCUUUCCUCGCAACGACCCGUUUUACCGCAUUUCGAUUCAGGGUCGGAUCCUGGACCCUCCGGUGAACUUAACCCAGAUUCAGGAGGACAGGACACAUCCAGUAGAGCAGCAUUACUAACAGAAGAGGACCGAAAGACUGCCGAGAAAACACAUUUGUUGAAAGAGAAAAUUUCCAGCAAUGUCUCUGCUAUGCCUGUAGUUCUAAAGAGGAUGGAAGAUUGUAUUUCUAAGAUUGACAAACUAUAUUCCUACAAUGGAAGCAUACAUCCGGCGUUUAAAAAGAAGCGGACUAGCUGAGUUCGCUGUAAUUUUAGCAUUUGGUGUUAGUUUCAAGGUGAAUGACUUGGGUUGCCUACGAUUGUCUUCGAUUUGUACAAUGGAUCCAUGAAUCCUGCUGUGGAAAGGAAGGGCUUAUACUAACCACCUUUGUCUUGCAAUCCUAGGAUUUAGGAGCAUCCUUUGUACUGUAAUUACCCAAAAGCAUCAAUUUUAACGUGUACUAUAGGUUUUGAUAGUUUCUUGCAAGACAUCUUGCAUUGACUUUGAUACAUUAAUUAUUUAAUUAUGAUGGGAGAAGCUGUUGUUUUGCCA
Messenger RNA from Populus nigra (black poplar), 969 nucleotides. RefSeq lists its product as uncharacterized. The transcript has 2 exons. Bases 193 to 675 code for a protein of 160 amino acids. Lineage: Eukaryota; Viridiplantae; Streptophyta; Magnoliopsida; Malpighiales; Salicaceae. The record is from RefSeq and is a predicted model, not a curated record.